CUAUCCUGCGGUUGAUCACUUAAACCAGCUGAAAGCAUAAGGUUGCAGCGAUGGCCACCAACACACUCAACUCUGAGUACUAUGAGUCCAGCAAGCUCGCCAAGUUCCCAUUUGAGCCGUACUGGCCCGAGCAGAAGCUCAAGAUUUGCGUGACAGGCGCUGGCGGGUUCAUCGCAUCCCACCUGGCAAAGCGUCUGAAGUCCGAAGGACACUACCUGGUCUGUGCAGACUGGAAGCGCAACAGCUUCAUGCCGGAGGAGGCGUUUUGCGAUGAGUUCCACCUGGUGGAUCUCCGCGUCUACGACAACUGCAAGAAGGUUGUGAAAGGCUGCGACCACGUCUUCAACCUUGCAGCUGACAUGGGAGGUAUGGGCUUCAUCCAGUCCAACCACUCCGUCAUCAUGUACAACAACACCAUGAUCAGCUUCAACAUGAUGGAGGUGGCUCGCAUUGAGGGCAUCAAGAGGUUCUUCUAUGCCUCCAGCGCCUGCAUCUACCCCGAGAACAGGCAGCUGGAGACAGAGAUCGAAGGCGGUGGCCUGAAGGAGGACACUGCCUGGCCUGCACAGCCUCAAGACGCUUACGGUCUGGAGAAGCUUGCAUCGGAGGAGCUCGCCAUGCACUACGACAAGGACUUCGGCAUCGAGUGCAGAAUCGCCCGCUUCCACAACAUCUACGGACCUUAUGGCACCUGGAAGGGAGGCCGCGAGAAGGCCCCGGCUGCUUUCUGCAGAAAGGUGCUGACCUCCCCGAAGGACAUUGAGAUGUGGGGCGACGGCCUCCAGACGCGCAGCUUCACCUUCAUCGAUGACUGCGUGGAGGGUAUCCUGCGCAUCACCAAGUCCGACUACAAGGAGCCCCUCAACCUGGGCAGCUCCGAGAUGGUGAGCAUGAACGAGAUGAUGGAGACGAUCAAGGGCUUUGAGGCGAAGGAUCUGCCGAUCCGCCACAUCCCGGGCCCCGAGGGUGUGCGCGGCCGCAACAGCGACAACGCCCUCAUCCUGGAGAAGAUCGGCUGGGAGCCCACCAUCAAGCUGGCAGACGGCCUCCGCGUCACCUACACCUGGAUCAAGUCCCAGCUCGAGGAGGAGGCGGGCACAGAUGCGUCGGUGUACGCCUCGUCCACCAUCGUGCAGACCAGCGCCCCCAAGGAGCUCGGCACCUUGAGGCAGGCCGACGGCGACGAGGGCUUUGCCAGCAAGGCAGCCGCCAAGGUGGCCAAGCUUGCCAACGGCGUUGCCAACGGCCUGAAGACCUCUGCUUAAGUCUCCAGCUGCCCUGCUUCGCAUGACUCCGGUCCUUGACAAUGACGACAUCAAAUGCAGGCUGCAUAUGCUUUGUGCAGCGACGGCCGUUCCCCGGGCGCAUUUUUGGCAAAGCGCUGUGGCACGAACGCCCCACAGCCGGGGCUGAAUGCUGUGGCAGCCAGGCCACUUUGACAAUGACAGCACUGCUACAUUCUGUAGAUUGGAUUUCCAAAAAUUGGCUGCUGGCGAUUGAUUCUGGUGUAUUCGACCUCUGGGUCAGGAGUGUCCGGAGAGCAGCUCCAUGAGCUUGCCGGGCACUUCCCCACAGAAAUUUGACCACGUGGUUUAGUCUGGUCACAGGGUGCAGAGUUGACAGAAGGUGGCGGAAUUGCUGCUGCCAUCUGAACCUGUUCGUAGCCUUCUGCGCCGUUAACUCCGAAACGAUCUUGGCUUCAUCGCUUGUUGCUUCAGUGCUGUGAAUCAAGCAGUAAUCUAUUGCAUAUUAGAAAGUUAAACAGCCGACGACAGCUGCAUCUGCUAUAUGAUUCCAGCAGACGCGGUGUCGCCGAGCCAACUGGAAACAAUCCUUGUAUGAGGUAGAGGGAUUUGGUCCAGCUGUGAAGAUAUUAGUCUUGAGAGGUUUUGUUGUCUACUGCCGUUUUUGUUGCCUCCCAAGACGGGUGGAAGUUUUUAUAGGAUUCUGGACAUGUUUAACGUGAUGUGUCAGGAUGCUCUUAUAAGCUCUAAUUAGCUUUGCAUGCAUGCAAAAAUGAGGAUUGCGACAGGGAAUGCUGCAGAGACCUUUUAAUUGAGCGUGACAUAAUUACUGCUAAUUCAGCAUGUUUGCCUUUUUGACAUGCGCUCGUAUUCAGUUCAUAAGGCGUAGCCUUGCCGCAAGGCUAGUGCAGUGCUAGGUGUAAUGGAAUUGUAUUAUUGCAUU
Molecule: messenger RNA, 2187 nt
Organism: Coccomyxa subellipsoidea C-169
Lineage: Eukaryota; Viridiplantae; Chlorophyta; Trebouxiophyceae; Coccomyxaceae
Product: sugar nucleotide epimerase
Exons: 8
Coding region: 51-1265 (404 amino acids)
Molecular function (GO): GDP-mannose 3,5-epimerase activity; NAD binding
Source: RefSeq, a predicted model, not a curated record